UUGACUCAGCGGGGAUGUCUCAUGGCACAACUCCGAGUAGUUGAACAGCAAACGCAAAGUCUUUGCCAAACUUCGGCGACCGUGGUUCUUCUCCCUCUGGAAGUCACUUUGUCUGGGGCUGCCGAGUUCCCAAACAUGGAGGCCGGCCUGUCGUAGGCGAACGGCUCUUGGUAUCGGUGUGUUGCUUCAAGUUGGCUCAGUCCAGCGGCCGUUCAACGCGACCACACCCUCCCCGCUUCCUCAUAGCGCCACUUUGAAUCUCUGGGAAUAACGGCCGCUUCUCCCGAACUCAUUUUUUUUUCAUUUUUGUGGGUCGGAGGAGGGGACGCCGCCGCCUGUUCUCGCAAUUGGAUUACAUGUCGGACGACCACCGAGCGGUAUGGAUAUACGAAGCGAAUGGUCCCAGAGUGUAUGCGGGCUUUCACGCGCUCCGGUCCGGUGUUAAGACACCAAGGAGGCGGUGGACGAAAUAACGGACGGUGCCUAUGGAGUCGAAGCGAGCGCUAGCGUGUAACCCGGGCUUGUGUUUGAAGAAGACGAGGUUGAAACUGGACGGUGGGCUCGGCGUGGAUGGACUUUAACCAACAGCGGGAUUCGUUAAACGAUGGCGCAGGAGGGAAAGCCACGUCUCCUCGCUGUCCACAAGUGCUGCCCGGGUGGUGCCCCGUCCCUAACCAGCAUGAGUACCCCAGACUUACUGGGAGCCAGUCGGCCAAGGUGCUGUUCUCGGUCAGCCCUCAUUCGAGCGGACAUAAAAUGAUAUCCUAUUGAAUAAAUACGAAAGAGACUACACUUAGGUAUCGAAAAGGUUUGUCAUCACCCCCCAAUAAUAACACAUAGAUCAGUAUAAUCUCUAAUUUGACCAAAUGGCACAGAAGCAGCCCCCCUACUAAUUUAAUAUAAAGUGGAAAUUUGUUUGUAAUUAUUAUUUUUUUUUUUUAAUGAGAGUUGCAUAUUUUUGGUCUGCACUUUGCCUUUUGGAAGGCAUUUAGUUGGCACUGCAGUUUGAGUGAUUUCGUUUUAAGUUCAACCUGUGACUUUUUGUGUUCCACAACAGGCUGAGGCUAUUGUGAUACUUGCAUUUUCAAUUCAGGGCAUUUAUAUGAAUGGGCCAGAAUAAGUGCUGAUACAGUAGUAUUUUGAAAUGACUGGGGUCAAUAUUUGGGGGACAGUGGGAACCUCAUUCCAAUAAUGCAGUAAUUUUGUUUCGCUUUUCACCAGUGUUUCGCCAUAUUGUGAAGGAAUUUAAGGAAGACUUUUGGCCAGUUGUUGUUUUUUUUGUUUUUUUUGAGAGACUUUACCUUGCAGUGGUUUGAUAUGGAAAUGUCUUAAACAGAACAAUGCAGUUUGCAGCAACAGCAGAAAACUAUAAAUAACCCUGUCAAAAGAGCAUUUUGACCACCCCCACCCCACUACCCUCCUUAUUAUGGCUAGUGGUGGCUCCGGCAAAUCGGCUAGUGAGGGAUCCACCAGCACACCCAGUGGAAGUCUUCAGCAGAGAAAGCGUCUUUCGUCUAUCUGCGACACAUGUAAGGGCAAGAUGCAGCUGGUGGCCGACCUCCUCCUGCUGUCCAGCGAGACCAGGCCAGUCAUGACUUCUGAGGGUGUGGCGGUGGCCGACACGUUUGACCAGUGUCGUGACACGGUCAUUGCACGGACUAAAGAGCUCUCUAUUCUCACCCAUGACAUACAAAGCCAGCUCAACAUGGGCCGAUUCACAGAGGUAGGGGACCGCCUGUUGGAGAUGGCUGAUCUCGUGGUUUCUUUGACUGAAUGCUCUGCCCACGCUGCCUAUCUGGCAGCUGUAGAGACCGCCGGCUCGCAGCCUUGCUUGCCCGGUCUUGUGGACCGUUACAAAGUGACCCGUUGUCGGCACGAGGUUGAACAAAGCUGCAGCGUCCUCCGAGUCACGCCCCUGCUGGAUCUCACUCCCCAACUACUCCUCGAGCUCUCCCAGAACAUCUCCACCAACCUCAAGACUCUGACAGACAUCUCGUCGCUGGCCAGCGAAAGGUCCAGGGACCGCUUUGGAAAAGAGCAGUUCAAACUGAGUGUCAAGAGCAUGAGCACUAGUGGCACUGCCUUCCUGGCUUGUGUAAAAGAGGUGAAAACACAGCCCAGCGAGCUGACAAGGAAUCGUUGCGUCCUCUUCAGUGGCGCCCUGGUCCAAGCCGUCAACGCGCUGGUCGGCUUUGCCACAGAGCCUCAGUUCCUGGGGAGAGCUGCGGGUAUCUCCACUGAAGGGAAGGGUGUACAGACUGCAGUGUUAGGGGGCGCCAUGAGUGUCGUUUCAGCCUGUGUCCUCCUCACCCAGGGACUCAGGGAUGUUGCCCAGCACCCCGAGAGCAGCUCCAGAAUGGCCGACUACCGGGAGCGCCUACGGAACUCGGCAUGUGCUGUGUCAGAUGGCUGCACCCUGCUCACACAGGCACUCAGAGAGCGCUCGUCUCCGAGGACUCUGCCGCCAGUCAACUCUCAUUCUGUGACUUAGUUCACGGAGAAACAGUAUAAUUUCUGGUCCAACUAUGUCCUGUUUGAACAUACCAAAGAGACUUACACCUACACCCUGCUCAUCAGGAUUAGAAAAGGUUCCAAAAAAAUGUGCAAGGAAGUCUGGUGUCUGUUCAUGAAGUGCGCUGAAACAUCGAUGAGCAAGUUCUCUACAGGGUUUUGUGUCACGCUGGAUGUGACUUUAACCCAAGUAAUCAGGCCACUUUGCCACCAUCAGCCCAAAGCAGGCACAGCUCCCCUCCCUGCUCUUCACAAACUGACAGUACCUUCCUAUCCUGAAAAGUUUACCUCAGUUUUCAGCUCUGGUGAAAAUGCCAGCCUCGACGUUGGAUGGAUGUAGCCUUGCUAUGUGAACCUAUGAUUGAUUGACUGACCUGCUCUAAGCCAUGUGCUUUGCAAGCUUGGUAGGAGUGACAAGUGUCAGAUUUUGUUUGUUUGUUUUGUUUUGUUUUUUUCUCAAUGUGUGUGAAUCCCUACUUGGUAAAAGCUGCUGUGAGUGUGCCAUAGGUUUUUACACAUUAUUAGACUUCACAUAGUACUUUAAUGUGUUUGACCAUGCAUGUAAUGGAGUAUUUAUUUCAACAAUUAAAAAUGUUUCUUAU
Molecule: messenger RNA, 3113 nt
Organism: Phycodurus eques (leafy seadragon)
Lineage: Eukaryota; Metazoa; Chordata; Actinopteri; Syngnathiformes; Syngnathidae
Gene: tlnrd1
Product: talin rod domain containing 1
Exons: 1
Coding region: 1427-2491 (354 amino acids)
Molecular function (GO): actin binding
Source: RefSeq, a predicted model, not a curated record